UCGAUACCGUUAUCUCAACAACCAUUGAGAUUAUGGAUCGAAACAAAAAUAUUGAGCAGUUGUCACUUGCGUAACUACUGUGCAGUUUUGGGAUUCCGUAGUUGUGCGAAACGAAACGGGCAAAAUGGAAGUUUUAGGAAGAGUAACCGGAGUCCUGUUCUCUAAGCAGGCGAUGAAAAUAGUUUCAGUCGUCUCACAGACCUCGGCAAGGAACCAGCAGCGAUUCGCGUCGAGAAGGUACGCGACCACUUCCUGGAAAACGAGUAGUGACAAGAAGAAAACCGAAAGGAAAAUCCGAACGAUGGACGCGGCAAAUCCGGUCGUGGAAACGGCGCUGGGGAAGGUGAGGGGAAAAAUGGUGACCAGUCAUGUGGGCGAUAAUUACUACAGCUUCCAAGGGAUACCCUACGCAAAAGCUCCGGUCGGCAGUCUGCGAUUCAAGGAUCCUCAACCGGCUGAACCAUGGACGGGAGAACUAGACGCUACCAAAGAAGGUCCAGAAUGCCCGUCGAGUCAUAUGAUGUUUCUUUACUUUAUCGGUAAAGAAGACAACUGCCUCAAUUUGAAUGUUUAUCUGAGAGAGAUGCCUAAGGCAGAUUCACCUUUAAAACCUGUCAUGGUAUGGAUCCACGGAGGUGCUUUCAUUCAAGGUUCCAAUAGAACUGAAUUAUAUGGGCCAGAUUACCUCAUGAGAGAAGACGUCAUACAAGUGAGCAUCAAUUACAGAUUGGGCGUCUUUGGAUUUCUCAGCUUAGAGGACGAAAGUCUGGGUAUUCCCGGAAAUGCAGGAUUGAAGGAUCAGGUGCAAGCGCUGAAAUGGGUCAGGGACAAUAUAAAAAAUUUCGGUGGAGAUCCAAACAACGUGACUAUUUAUGGGGAGAGCGCAGGAGCUGCUUCUGUUCAUUAUCUGCUGCUAUCUCCAACCACAAAAGGCUUGUUCCACAAAGCAAUAAUGCAGAGUGGCUGCACCUUGAACCCUUGGGCUCUUGGACAAAAAGGAGUGGCCAUCAUUGCGAAGUAUUUGGGAAUCAAGGAUACGGACGAGAAGCAAGUCCUGGAACAGCUGAUGAAAAUAUGUCCCAAGAAGCUGGUGACAGCUGAGAUGAAAUAUCCAGAACUUUUCAUUCCUGUGAAAAGGGCCUUCGGACCAGUCGUGGAAAAACCGUCACCAGAAGCUUUCCUGACAGAAGACCCAUUGAAACUCCUAAAGGAAGGUAACUACCACAAAGUACCGAUUCUGAUGGGGGCCAACACCAACGAGGGUCUAUUGUACGAGUUGGCCAAGAAGUUGAGGAACCUCAAGAGUGUCCCAAAUUUCGACAACGAUAUACCGCAGGAGUUGGGAAUACCUGCCAAAUCAGAGGAAUUGUCAAAGGUGUCGGAGAAGAUCAAGAAGUUUUAUAAGAUGGAUGAACUUUCUUCGGAUCAGAAGAUUCUGGCAUUGUAUGAACUUAAAUCCGAUCACCAUUUCAUACAUGGCAUUCAUCGUUCGCUGACUCUCAACCUAGAAACCAACCCUCAGCCAACCUACUUCUACGUGUUCUCCUUUGAGGGCGAAUUCAACUACUUCAGGAAAUUCGCCACUUCCAAAGCCCUGCCGAUCCAUUUCGUAUGCAUCUAUCUCCUCAACAACUUCGACAGGGAGGGCGUAAGGAAUCUACUAUGCAAGAUUGCUAACGGCAUGGGAUACAACAAAACACCCGGAGUAUGUCACGCCGACGAGCUAGGUUACCUAUUCAGGACCUUCUUCUCUCCGAAGAUGGUCGAGGGUUCUAGGGAAUCAGAGACUGUGAAACGAAUGGUGACGCUCUGGACCAAUUUUGCCAAGUUUGGAAACCCAACACCAGAGGGCAACGAUCUGAAUCUUACCUGGCAGCCAGCAACGAAGGAUAAUCACCUAUAUUUAGACAUAGGCGAUGAGCUCCUGAUGAAAAAGAACCCCUUCCACGAGAGGAACCAAUUCUGGGACGAGAUUUACAAAGAACAUGCCAAAAAUUAUACAGCUAGUCUAGCAUUUUAUGCUUUCACUACUUAUACUAGUCAAAGACGCAGUCGAGAACACACCAUUAAGUUCCAUAAAUUUUUUCCUCCGCUGGCAACUGAGCAGACAAUUUUCGAUCAGUGUGGAAGGCGCAAAAACAGCAGUACCACCAUGAGCUCUGAGCCUCGAGUGAUAGUGGAAAGUGGGAUUUUAGAGGGGUAUGUCUGUGAUAGUCAGGUGGAAAACGAGAAGAGCUAUUUUUGUUUUCAAGGAAUUCCCUACGCUAAACCGCCCUUAGGCGAGCUCCGGUUCAAGGCACCACAACCAGUAGAACCAUGGACAGGGGUGAAAGAAGUGAAAAAAGAUGGAAAUGCAUGUUAUUCAAGAGAUAUGCUCAACCCAGAAAAAAUGACCGGAUCUGAGGAUUGUCUCUUUUUAAACGUUUACACGCCAAAGCUACCAAUAAAGCAAAGAGAUGGACUGAACUAUGACCUGAGACCUGUAAUGGUUUAUAUCCAUGGAGGUUCUUUCACUUCGGGAUCAAACUCAAAACAGAUGUAUGGACCUGAUUUCCUCAUACGUGAAGAUGUGGUUAUUGUCUCCAUAAACUACAGAUUAGGAUUCUUAGGUUUCUUCCACUUGAACGAUAAAACGUUGGGAGUAACUGGAAACGCAGGUUUCAAAGAUAUGGUCCUGGCUUUACGGUGGGUGAAAAAUAACAUAAAAAAUUUCAAUGGAGAUCCAGAUAAUAUCACCAUAUUCGGCGAGAGUGCGGGUGCAGUAUCCAUACAUCUGCUUGUUUUAUCACCAAUCACUAAAGGUCUUUUCCACAGAGCUAUAGUCCAAAGUGGAUGUGCUCUAAAUACUUGGGCUGAAUGUGAAAAUAUGGCGCCAAAAAUUGCCAAAGCUCUCAAUUUGGAGGAUGGCGAUGAAAGAAAACUCCUAAAAAAAUUGAGGGAAAUGAAAGUUGAGGACCUUUUCUCUCUUCAAGAAUCCUUUCCUGACCCUUGGGACGUGAGCAUAAGACGAUUGGUGGGUUUUGUGGUGGAAGACCCUGAUCAGCAAGAAGAGGCUUUUCUAACCCAACAUCCAAAUCAAAUUCUAGAGAAGGGUGAAUACAAUCCUGUUCCUAUUAUGAUGGGAUUUACUUCUCGAGAAGGUAUGCUGGUUCAUGCGAAAGAAAAAAAAUCGUUCAAAGAACUAACACCAAACAUCGAAACUAUCGUACCCACCUACUUUGAUCUGCAAAUAGGAAGUCCACCUUCAAAGAAGGUCAGUGAUAAAAUUAUGGACUACUAUUUUCAUGGUCAGGAUCCAGAUGAAGCUGACAUCGAUAUAGCUUACAAGUUGUGGUCAGAUAAUUUGUUCAUCAGAGAUAUCUAUAGGUCAUUGAAAGCGCAUGCUGAAUCCAGUGGAACUCCAGUAUAUGCCUACGAAGUGACUUUAGAAACAUCGCUGAAUAUAUUCAAGAAAUUUGCAGGCAUAACAACACCAGGUGUUUCACAUGCUGACGAUCUAUUCUACAUAUUCAAAACAAUAAUGACUGGCAAACUGGAACCAGACAGUCCAGAAGAUAAAGGUGUAAGAAGAUUCUGUAAAUUGUGGACGAACUUCGCUAAAUAUGGCAAUCCGAAUCCACCCACAACCGAUCCCCUUCUGCAGACCGACUGGAAAACGUUUACAAAGAACGAAAAAAAUUACCUGGAAAUUGGCCUGGAACUUGCUGCUAAAAAUAAUCCCUUGAAAGACAGGAUGUCGUUCUGGGAAGAUCUGUACAACCACAGAAACGAUUUGGAUUGAAAUUGUGAAAAGAAAUUGAAAAAACAUAAUAAUAAUAAAUAAGUAAACUGA
Coccinella septempunctata (seven-spotted ladybird) is the source of this 3832-nucleotide messenger RNA. RefSeq lists its product as uncharacterized. NCBI's taxonomy places the organism in Eukaryota, Metazoa, Arthropoda, Insecta, Coleoptera, Coccinellidae. The transcript is spliced from 17 exons. The coding region runs from base 125 to 3781 and encodes 1218 amino acids. The record is from RefSeq and is a predicted model, not a curated record.